AUGGCGCCUCCGACCACGUACGACGACGACGACUUCGUCGACCAGUAUGACGACUUUGAGGAAGAGGACGGAAUGAGUGCUGAAGACAAGGUUGCGAUGCAGCAAGGUACCGCAGAAGUACAGAAAGCUCUCGGGACGGAAGCAAGCAAAGUCACAGUUGCGCAAAUACAAGAAGCUUUAUGGCAUUACUACUACGACAUCGAUAAAUCUGUCGCCUACCUGACAAAAACCUUUAUUGCGCCAGCUCCAAAGGCAGCUCCUAAACCGGCGCCGAAGAAGGCACCUGAAGGUAAGACUGGCGCGUUUCCCUUACCAACCAACCAAGCCCUGUUUUUGCGAACCUUGGAAGCAAAUCGCGAAUCGCCUGAGCACGAUGCAUACUCCGCAAGCUUUUACGGUAUUCCUCUGCACACACACAUGUUUCCCGCUGUAAGGAAGCCUCAGAUAUCUCCGACAUUUUUCGACGAUAUGCCGUGGCUAGAGAUACCGAAAGAACGAGAAGCUAUAUUUAUUGAGCCACCACACUCUGUUGGAGGGCUUUUGGGAGGCAGCAGUUCCGCCCCUAAGAUGUCAAAGCUCCAAGCACUGGCCGCGCUUCGCAAGAAAAAGGCCGAAGAGAAGAAGGAUCAAGAAAGAGUCACUCCACCAGAAGACGAAGUAUCGAAGCUCUCGCUCUCCGAUAGUCGCAACAAGGAGAAUACCAGCCUUGGCUCAAAGAUUCAACCCGACUCAGCAGUGGCCUCAAAUGCGCUGGCGCAGGAGGAAGAGAUACCAAAAGGCGCCGGUGGCAAUUCUGCUGGGGGACAGGUUGGUUCGUCAGCCAUCAAUGAAAGCGAAUUCAGUGUCAAUACCAAAAUUGAAGAGGAGCUGGUGGCGAGCCAUAGCCAUGCUCCUUCUGCAUUCGCGCGCACAUUGUUCGGCUCGACUCUGGAGGCAGACCAAGCGCAAAGACCUCAUGUUUUUGCAAUGCCAUACACUCAGUCUUCCUCCUUUCUAGCCAACGCCUUCUCGGAACCCAGUCCAGACGAUAUUGUGCUCGCAGCUCAGGCGAAAGCGGGAAAGAAAACCCCAGCCACGCCGAAAACCACGAAGAAAUCACAAAAGAACGAGGAAGCCGCCAAAGAGGGGGGACUUGCGAGCAGUGUCUCAAGCCUUAAGAUUAACGACGGGCCGCCGCCUAAUAGCAAAGGCCUCGACGUUAUCAAGGAAUUCGAACAAAAUGCUAGCAAGAGGAAUGCUAGUUUCGUAGUCGUUGGACACGUCGAUGCUGGCAAGAGUACAUUAAUGGGCCGACUUCUUCUAGAGCUGAAGCUUGUUGAGGAGCGUACAGUCGACAAAUACCGUAGACAAGGUGAAAAGAUUGGAAAGCAGUCUUUCGCGUUGGCAUGGGUCAUGGACCAGCGAAGUGAAGAGCGAGACCGAGGAGUGACGAUAGAUAUUGCCACCAACCACUUCGAGACUGAGUCAACAAAGUUUACAAUUCUAGAUGCUCCGGGCCAUCGAGACUUUGUGCCCAACAUGAUUGCUGGAGCCAGUCAGGCAGACUUUGCAAUCCUUGUUAUCGAUGCCAAUACUGGAGCUUACGAGAAGGGGCUGAAAGGCCAAACACGAGAGCAUGUUCUGCUUCUACGGAGCUUAGGUGUUCAACAGCUGAUCGUUGCUGUAAACAAACUUGACAUGGUCGGGUGGUCCCAGGAUCGUUUCCAAGAAAUUUCAGAGGAAGUCUCAGGGUUUUUGACUGGCCUCGGGUUUCAAGAUAAGCAUGUCACGUUUAUUCCCAUAUCAGGUUUGAACGGAGACAACAUUGUCAAGAGAACAGAAGAUGCGGCUGGACUAUGGUACAAAGGACCUACUCUAAUAGAGGGCUUGGAAGCAUCUGGGCCGUCAACCGCACGAGCUCUAAAGAAGCCCUUCCGGAUGGCGAUUUCCGAGAUUUUCCGCUCGCAGCAGGGAACUACGACUCUUGCUGGCCGUAUAGACUCGGGAACAAUCCAAAUUGGCGAUGCUGUGCUGGUGCAGCCAAGCGGGGAGUCGGCGUACAUCAAAUCUAUCAUGCUUGAUACCGAGGCCAAGGACUGGGCAGUAGCUGGCCAGAAUGUCAGCGUUGCCUUGACAAAUAUUGACCCGAUUCAUAUUAAAAUCGGCGACAUCAUUUGCCACACAACGGAUCCCAUCGCUGUUGGGGACACGUUUACUAUGAAAGCUAUGGCAUUUGAGCAUCUGAUGCCAAUGCCAGUAGAUCUUCACCGCGGCAGACUCCACGCUGCAGGCCAGAUCCAAUCUUUAGCAGCUACUCUUGACAAGGCCACCGGCGAAGUCGUCAAGAAGAAGCCCAAGGUUGUACAGCCCGGAGGAGUGGCUCGGAUUUUAAUCAAGCUGGAGGCAAAGGUUCCCUUGGAAGCCGGACAACGGGUUGUUAUACGAAGCGGAGGUGAAACCAUAGCUGCUGGCUUAUUAGAGUAA
This is a messenger RNA of Trichoderma gamsii, 2463 nucleotides long. RefSeq lists its product as hypothetical. Gene Ontology annotation, molecular function: GTPase activity; GTP binding. NCBI's taxonomy places the organism in Eukaryota, Fungi, Ascomycota, Sordariomycetes, Hypocreales, Hypocreaceae. The coding region runs from base 1 to 2463 and encodes 820 amino acids. The transcript has 3 exons. Gene Ontology annotation, biological process: translation. The record is from RefSeq and is a predicted model, not a curated record.